Molecule: messenger RNA, 1512 nt
Organism: Epinephelus lanceolatus (giant grouper)
Lineage: Eukaryota; Metazoa; Chordata; Actinopteri; Perciformes; Serranidae
Gene: ttc4
Product: tetratricopeptide repeat domain 4
Biological process (GO): protein folding
Cellular component (GO): nucleus; cytosol
Molecular function (GO): Hsp90 protein binding; Hsp70 protein binding
Source: RefSeq, a predicted model, not a curated record
UUAUUCACGUAGCACCGCCCGUGCACAUGUGUAAACAAGGAGUUGGGUGACUUGAAGAAGCGAUAGCGUUAUUACAACUAACGUGACCUCAUGUCACACUGUAUAUAAGAUUCAUAAACAGCAUAACAGCGCUUCAUAAACACAUCUGGAUCCAAAGAUGGCGGCCCCGCAGGCUCAACACGACAGUGACGAUGGCAUGGACGAGUUCAUGGACAAAUUCAAGACUGAGAGAUAUAAAAACGCCUUCAGUGAGAAAAACUGGGAGGAGGAGUUUGAUAACAUACCAAUGUUCAUGAAAAAAGCCCCUGAAGAGAUUGAUCCAAAGAAACACCCUGAGCUGGCUUGUCUGCAGGCCAUCAUCCACGAUGAAGAUAGACCCCCAGAAGAGCAGGCAAAGAGCCUUAAAGAUGAGGGAAAUGUGUUUUUCAAAGAGAAGGACUACAAGAAGGCCGUAGUUUGCUACACAGCGGGUUUGCAGAAGAAAUGUGGAGACCAGGACCUCGACACUGUCCUCCUCACCAACCGGGCGGCAGCACACUUCCACCUGGGUAACAUGCGCUCUGCGUUGAAUGAUGCUACGGCUGCAAAGAAGAUCAGACCGGACCACCUUAAAGCCUUGAUCAGGGGUGCUCAGAGUUGUAUAGAGCUGCGUAACUUUGCAGAGGCCAUCCAGUGGUGUGAUGAGGGGCUCAAGGCUCAUCCCACUGACAAGAAGCUGCAGGAGCUGAGAGCAGCCGCAGAUAAACACAAGAGAGCAGCAGACAGAGACGCCCGGAAGGCCAAGCUCAAAGAAAAAAAGCUGCAUGGUGAGAAAGAAGCUCUUCUGGCUGCGAUAAAGGAUCGAGGCAUCAAGCUCCUCCAGUCUGCGAAGCCUUGUCAGCGUGGUUCAGACAGCGAGGAUGAGGAUGAGGGCUCUUCAGCAGCGAUGUCACAGCUGAACCUGGACGGCCUCAGCUCCCAGGAGGCCACGGGGGCUCAGGUCUUCCUGGACGAGCAGGGCUCUCUGCACUGGCCUGUGCUCUUCCUCUAUCCUGAACACCAGCAGACUGACUUCAUCUCCGCGUUCUGUGAGAACAACUGUUUCAUAGACCACCUGGCGGUCAUGUUCGGAGAAGAACUUCCACCUUGGGACGUGGACAGAAAAUACCAUCCACAGAAUUUGCAGCUUUACUUUGAAGAUGAGGAGAAGGAGACACUCUACCAAGUUAACCCAGAGACGCCACUUUUAAAGGUGUUGCAGCAUAAAAGGUUUUUUGUCAAGGCAGGCACUCCCAGCUUCAUCGUUCUUGUAAAGGGAUCGCCUUUCUGGAAGCAGUUUUUAACAGGAAGGAAAAUACGAGGAUUGUGAAAACAUCGGCUGUAAAAUCUUUGGACGAAAUUCUCUUUUCAACCCCAGAGACUUCGCCCUUAAGAAAGAGACAGUGGAGAAUAUGAAAGACUCCCGUGGAUAAGAGCAGGACACAUUUGUAUCACUAUAAAUGAAUAUAAAACAAAUGAGAUCUCUAAAAGUAA